AUGGAAAAUGGCAACUUGAUGACAAAGUGCAAGCCGAGCCUGUUUUGUGAAGACCUCAAAAGCCCGGCCACCGACUGCAUUCGUGCGGUCGAAUACAACGUUGGAACAGAUGACGUCAGGAUGGUGCUCUUCCCCUUCAAUUUGUGCACACCAGCGCUGAAACAGGAGGGCGGCUGUGAUAACGGGUCGUUCUGCGCCUUCAACGAAAAACCGGCGGGCGAGACGCCGUGCGAGCCGGUCCCGCUGUGCGAAUUGACGCGCCCGGCCAGUUUCGACGAAAGUAAAAUACCGACAAACCCUUGCUUCAAAAUCUGCAAGUACUCUUCCACCGUCGACGAGGAAUGCGUGCCACUGGAAAUCCUGGAUGGCGAGCAUGUGAUAUCGGCAUAUCGAAGAGGGUCUGGUCCCUACGCCGAGCUGCUGACGGACGAGGAGACGCUGCAGCUCGACUUCGCCCCCACCGAUGCCAUCAAGUACCCAAAAUGUGUCAAGGCGGAGAAGUUGUCGGAAGACCAGCAGAAGCUCGUCGCCGUCAAUCGCUUCCUAAACUGUGACCUGAACCCAUUCUACGACGCCGGCAACAAUCUGGCGAUGAUGUUGGAGCCGGUCGACUGCAAGGAGGGCGAGGAUCCGAAAAAGUUUCUCUGCAUCCCCGCCGCCACGACUACCAAGGAGCCGGCGUCCAACUCCCCAACUACCCCGUCAACCACAACCAGCAUGUUCUUCUUCGGCUUCUUCCUGGGGACGAUCUUUGGCGUGAUGUUGAUGAUCGGCGUGGUGGCGAUUUGGCAUUUGUUUAAAAAGAAACCCCCUCGCUCGAGCCCUGACCUCACCGAAGCCGAACGACAAUCUGACCUGCCGGUGGAGAGGGCGGAGUCACCGGUCCCACCUCGCCGCAUCCACCCGGUCUCUUCCGCCGAUGUGUUCUUCCCGAAGCACCGCUCGAGCCCAAAAAUGCAGCACGGCUCCAAGGAGUCGGCCCCGGCGAGCAACCGCAGCCCCGAGCACUCGAUCGUCGACAAGCCCAAGCAGCUUGUCAAAAGCCUCAUGCAGGCCGUCAGCAAGAAGCCUUCCCUAGACAAGAGCAAGGAACUGAGCAAGGACAGGACCCGGAAGCUGCCCCGCGCCAAGCUCGGCAACCGGCUCGACGUCCUCGAAGAACAGGAACGGGCCUUCGACGACAUGCCGACCGGCAAGGAGACAGCGAAGAGAAAGAAGAAAUCGACC
Messenger RNA from Mesorhabditis spiculigera, 1227 nucleotides. The record is from the annotation of a GenBank genome assembly. Lineage: Eukaryota; Metazoa; Nematoda; Chromadorea; Rhabditida; Rhabditidae.